AAGAUAAUGUCUCACAAAGGAUGUCUCAGUAUUACAAAAUACUUCCUCUUUCUCUUCAACCUUUUCUUUUUUAUCCUUGGAAGUCUGGUCUUCAGCUUUGGCUUAUGGAUACUUUUUGAUCAAAAUAAUUUUGCUUCCACCCUUGGGUCCUCAUAUUAUGCUCUUAAAAUAUGGUCCUACGUUUUCUCGGGUGCGGGCAUACUAACAAUGUUAUUGGGAUUUCUUGGAUGCUUGGGCUCUCUCAAGGAAAUCAAGUGUAUGCUAGGACUUUACUUUGCCUUCCUAUUGCUCCUGUUUGUUGGUCAAGUCACCAUUGCAAUCCUGAUACAGACACAUAGCAACACGAUCAGUUCAACAGUGGCUGGACACGUAAAAACCAUCAUUACAGGCUAUGGAACAAACACAUCCCUUUCAGAUCAUGGUGACAGCUGGGAUUUUGUGCAAGAGCAGUUCCAGUGCUGCAGCUGGACAGGCUGGACAGACUGGAUGGAAAAUAGCAGGGUCAGAAAUGCCUCAAAUAAACAGUUUCCCUGCUCCUGUCGUAACACCUCUGUUCUACCUUCAGCCAACAACAGAACAACUGCCAAGCUGGCCCUCUUUUGCCAAGCAGAGGGACAGUUGCCAAUCAACAAUAGAGGCUGCAGGGAGAGCGUCCAAACCUGGCUGAACAAUAACCUCAUCAGCAUUGUAGGGAUCUGCCUUGGGAUUGCUCUCCUAGAGCUCUUCCUCAUGAUGGUAUCGAUGCUUCUGUGUAGAACCGUUGGUCCCAACUACGACAAGCUUGCUCGUUAUUCCUAGGCAAA
Molecule: messenger RNA, 803 nt
Organism: Protobothrops mucrosquamatus (brown spotted pit viper)
Lineage: Eukaryota; Metazoa; Chordata; Lepidosauria; Squamata; Viperidae
Product: leukocyte antigen CD37-like
Exons: 9
Coding region: 7-798 (263 amino acids)
Cellular component (GO): membrane
Source: RefSeq, a predicted model, not a curated record